Molecule: messenger RNA, 2451 nt
Organism: Iphiclides podalirius (scarce swallowtail)
Lineage: Eukaryota; Metazoa; Arthropoda; Insecta; Lepidoptera; Papilionidae
Source: the annotation of a GenBank genome assembly
AUGAUGCGAGGGGGCCGCAGGCAUGAGACGAACAGCAUAUAUUCGAUGGUGUCAUGCAGCGACCUGACCCCCGGCAGCCUGGAAGUGUGGGUGGACCUUCCAGACGAGAUCAAGUACGACCCCUCUCUCGCACCCUUCAAACAGCUGUACGAGCAACACCAUGGCAAGUUGGAAACAGUCACCAGCAAAGCGGAAGGGGACAGAACAAUUUUCAACGGAAAGGCGACAGACAAUCUCGCGUUGGACAAUCAUGCUGGGCGCGAUGUUAUUGCCAAGGAUUGCGAGAUCAGCAGGUUAACGGAACCAAAUAAGCAAACGGAAGAGAAGAAAAUAAGAUCAAAGAAAAAGAAACAGAUAGAUCGGGCGUUACGCGUUUUCAAGUUGGGCGCGUUGGUCGCCUGUUGGGUCCUGCUGACGGUAUCCCUGCUCCUCAACAUGGAGACCAGCGACGUAGUGUUGCACACCGCGAUAGAAGCCGGCCACGUCAAGGAAUACGAAUUGAGCCCCGCUUCGGAUAGAGUGAAGGUGCUGGUCACCCUCACGGGCCCCUUUGAAGAAACGGUGACCAACGAAACAGGAAAUCUUCUACAUCUGUGGCUGCGAAAGGGUUCCACUGACGGUUCUGGAUUCGAACAGAACUCAACCAUCUGGACGGUGCAUCUGAAGGCCGAUGAUGUGAUGGACUUUGCGCCGAGCGUCUCCGACAGCAGAGUGCUGGAGCUCGAACAGAGGAUAGAAGCUGAAGCAACAGUCGACAGGAACAGAACUCACCAUCUCAACUCUACGAGACUUAUGAUGCAGGACAAAAAUUUUUACGUGGAAGUGGGUGGAAACGAUACGAAAGUCGCGCUUUGUUUAUCGAGUACGAGCAACAACACAGUUCCCAUAACAGUCAGCUAUCACCUGGAUCCGAUCUCCGAGGAGGACGGCAUCAUCUACGCUACCCUACUGCUGUGCUGUCUGUACAUCUUGAUAAUUUUCGAGAUAGUAAAUCGGACAAUAGCAGCGCUUCUGUCCUCGUCUCUGGGGAUAGCAGUGCUGGCUCUUGGAGGGGCGCGGCCUUCCUUGCCCGAGUUAGUGUCCUGGCUGGAUGUGGAAACCCUGCUGCUGUUAUUUAGCAUGAUGGUGCUCGUCGCAAUCCUGGCAGAGACGGGGUUGUUCGAUUACUUAGCAGUGGUCGCUUUCGAGGUUACAGGAGGCAGGACAUGGCCGCUGAUUAACUGUUUGUGCUUUUUCACUGCGUUCUUCUCCACUUUCCUCGACAAUGUGACCACGGUGCUAUUGAUGACGCCUGUAACCAUACGGCUGUGCGAAGUGAUGCAACUGAACCCAGUGCCAGUGCUGAUGUCAAUGGUGAUCUUCAGCAAUGUGGGUGGUGCCGCGACGCCAGUUGGUGACCCGCCCAACGUUAUCAUCGCCAGCCAUCCGUCAAUUUUACAGGAGAACAUCAACUUCACCAAUUUCACUCUCCACAUGGGGCUCGGUAUUUUACUUGUAGCUGCUCAGACUUACGUGCAGCUUAGAUAUAUGUUCCGCGACAUGAACAAGCUACGUCACACCGUACCAAGGGACAUACAGGAAAUGCGUCAAGAGAUAGCAGUGUGGCGUCGUGCAGCCGCGUCCCUGGCAUCUUACUCAAGAGACGAGGAUAUCGUUAGAAGAGCACUGGAGAAGAAGGUGCAGAAAUUGCACGUAACGCUGCUAAAGAGGGAGGCGGGAAGUGGAAAGUCGAAAUCAGAUCCGCUCUUCUGUUCUACGCUAGCGCAAAUGAAACAAAAGUACCGCAUCAGGGACAAGCAGCUUCUGAUUAAGUCGAUAGUGUGCGUAGCAUUUGUAGUAAUCGUGUUCUUCCUUCACGCCAUACCGGAGCUACAACGGCUCUCAUUAGGCUGGACGGCCUUGCUUGGCGCGAUUUUGCUUCUAUUAUUAGCAGAAAGAGACGACUUAGAACCGAUCCUGGCCAGAGUCGAAUGGUCUACUUUGCUGUUCUUCGCAGCUUUGUUCGUUCUGAUGGAAGUGCUCUCUAAGCUGGGCUUGAUCUCCUGGAUUGGAAAGAUCACGGAGUCUCUAAUUUUGAAGGUCGGGGAGGAGUCGCGUCUCACCGUAGCUCUGAUGCUUGUUCUUUGGGUGUCGGGCAUCGCGUCCGCCUUCGUGGACAACAUCCCGCUGACGACGAUGAUGGUGCGCGUGACGGCGGCGCUGUCGGCGCCCGGCGGGCUGGAGCUGCCGCUGGCGCCGCUCGCCUGGGCGCUCAGCUUCGGCGCCUGUCUCGGAGGCAACGGUACUCUAAUCGGAGCCAGUGCGAACGUGGUCUGCGCCGGGGUUGCCGAGCAGCACGGCUACCGGUUCACAUUCAUGCAGUACCUCAAGAUCGGAUUCCCCAUCAUGAUCGGGAACUUAUUGGUCGCGUCAGUCUACCUUAUUUUCUGCCACACAGUCUUUAACUGGCAC